This is a messenger RNA of Molossus molossus (Pallas's mastiff bat), 1005 nucleotides long. RefSeq names its product membrane cofactor protein-like. The transcript is spliced from 8 exons. The record is from RefSeq and is a predicted model, not a curated record. The coding region runs from base 1 to 1005 and encodes 334 amino acids. Gene Ontology annotation, cellular component: cell surface. Gene Ontology annotation, biological process: negative regulation of complement activation, classical pathway. Lineage: Eukaryota; Metazoa; Chordata; Mammalia; Chiroptera; Molossidae.
AUGACGGCGUCUUGCGAGCCGCGCAGGGCACCUCCCCGCCGCCCCGAGAGCCCCUUUUCUUCUUGGUGCUUCGUGGGGAUAAUUUUGGUGGCCCUAGUGCUCCGUUUACCCACAUCCUUAGGUAACUGUGGUAAACCACCGGAGUACAAGUCUAUGCAGUUAAAUGGCACCCCUAAAACUUCAUAUUUACCUGGGGAGAAAAUAUUUUUUGAGUGUAAACCAGGAUACUAUUACUCAAAUGAUUAUCCCCUCAGUACCUUUUGUGACCAAAGUAACAUAUGGUUUCUUAUCGAUGAAGCUUGUCACAGAAAAAAAUGUCCAACUCCAAUUGUCCCAAAUGGCGAAACAUUUGACCCACAAAAGGGCUUUGAAUUUGCUAAAGAAGCUCACUUUUAUUGUAAUUACGGUUAUUACUUAAAAGGUGAACAAAUUCUAACUUGUAUACUUUCUGGAGACACAGUGAAUUGGGACCAUGAUAUCCCCACAUGUGAAAAGAUUUUGUGUAAAUCUCCUGGAAAAAUAAAUAAUGGAAAACACACAAAUAACUGGAGGGAUGUAUUUGAAUUUAAUGAAUUAGUAACUUACAGUUGUGAUCAUUCAAAAGGAGCAGAAGAGUAUUCACUUGUUGGAGAGAGCAAGCUUAUCUGUUCUGGGCCUGGCAAAUGGAGUAGUGACCCUCCUCAAUGUAAAGUGGUCCAGUGUGAACAGCCAGUAAUCCAACAUGGAAGACCACUAUCAGAAAUGAAAAAAAUUUUUUCCUACCUAGAUGAGGUUUUAUUUGAAUGCCUGAAGGGAUUCUACCUUAGUGGCAGCAACCCAGUGUUCUGUGGUGGAAACAGUACUUGGGAGCCUGCGGUGCCAACAUGUAUUAAAGAUUUCAAGCCCCCACCUCCAAUCAAGUCUUCAGUUUCAAAGUUUCCAGGCUAUUCCAAUCUUUAUGAACCAUCAGUUGAAGAGAUUAUGGAAAUAGGUAUUAGUUUAGUUAUUAAUAAUUAUUUAUUAUGA